Messenger RNA from Rhagoletis pomonella (apple maggot), 2880 nucleotides. RefSeq names its product SAM50-like protein CG7639. Lineage: Eukaryota; Metazoa; Arthropoda; Insecta; Diptera; Tephritidae. Gene Ontology annotation, cellular component: SAM complex; outer membrane. Bases 272 to 1597 code for a protein of 441 amino acids. Gene Ontology annotation, biological process: mitochondrial respiratory chain complex assembly; protein insertion into mitochondrial outer membrane. The transcript is spliced from 8 exons. The record is from RefSeq and is a predicted model, not a curated record.
CGGUUGACAGUUAGCUGUAUUGUUUUCUCGCGUGUGAUUUGCAUUUGCUUGUGAUUUUUGUAAUUUUUGCACCAAAUCGGGGGGAAACAAGUGCAUAAUUUAAAAAAAGUUGUGUUCAGUGAAUAAAUAAAAGUGCAUAAAUAGAAAGAGGUGCUAAUAGUGUGUAGCAAUCAGUUGGCGUCUAAAUUCCAAGACGUCAUUAUUCGCAUUAAUUGCAUUUAAAACAACGGACAUAUAUCGUAUUAGAAAAUAAAUUAAAAUCAGCAGCAAAAUGCCGAGACCCACACGUACGGUGAAGGAGCAGGCAAAAGUGGAUUUAUCCAAAAUACCGGCACACGUGGAGCGCGUUAACGUCAGCGGUUUGUUGCGCACACACAAUGACUAUGUGUUGAAGGCAGCCGAAGGGCUCUUCAAAGCGCGUAAUUUUCAAGAUGUUAUGAUUGAAUCGAUGAACGCCAAAACGUACCUACAUGAAUUGGGCAUUUUCAAGGAUGUGCUAGUACGCAUCGAUGUUAGCAAAGGUGAGAAUGCCUCACCCAAUGGCUAUGAGGUCACAUUAAAGGGUCAAGAGCUUUCGCGUCUUGUCGGCUCUGUCGGCACUGAGGUUGGCCAAAAUGAGGGCUCACUACGCACCGAAUUAAGUAUACCAAAUUUAUUUGGACGCGGUGAAAGCAUCUCAUUGCAUGGUUCCUACGCAACAACACGCGCCAAUGAAUUACAGCUAAAAUUCUGGAAGUCAUUCUUUCACACGCGUUUCGUCGAAAAUCGACCAGAAGUCUCCUUCUCGCUCUUUCGCCACGUCGAUCGCAUGGACAUCAGCUCAUUCCAAAAUGCUAAUUUGGGUUUCGUUGCUGACUUCUCAGUGAAUUCACUGCUGCCAUUUGAGCUCACCCACUCCAUACAGUAUGAAGCCUCUAUACGCGAACUUUCGCUGCUGGCAAAGACCGUGCCUUUUGUCAUACGCGAGCAUUGCGGUCCAAAACUGGCAUCAUUAGUGCGUUAUUCAGUAAUCUAUGAUCAACGUGAUAAUCCUGUUUUUCCAACACAAGGCAUCAUGUUGAAAUCAGUCAAUGAGUAUUGUGGUUUGGGUGGCAAUGUAGCUUAUAUGAGUACAACAACGCAUGGUGAGAUCAGCGUACCCUUGUUUGCCGGACUUGUAGCGCAGAUUUGUGGCCGAGUUGGUGUGAUCAAAGAGACUAAAAAUACGACAGUGCUGCCUAUUAGUAGCUUAUUCUACUGCGGUGGACCGCUGACACUGCGAGGAUUCAAAUUUGGUGGCGCUGGACCUGUGGUGGAUGGCACAUCGAUUGGUGCGCAAACUCACUGGUCCACAGGCUUUCACUUAUGGGGACCACUGCCAUUCAAUCAUGUUUUCAAGGGAUUGGCUAAGAACUUCCGCGCGCAUUUGUUCUACAACUGCGGUGGCUUCAACACGCUUUCGGCAGACAACAUGCGCAGCGCUCUCGGCGUUGGUCUGGCAUUUAAAUUAGCUGAACGUGCGCGUAUCGAAUUGAAUUAUUGCAUACCUGUACGAAAAUAUGCCACCGACAAGCCAGUGAAUGGUUUUCAAUUUGGCAUUGGCUAUGAAUUUGUCUAGGUUGGUUUCUUGUUGCACAUAUGCGCUCAUAGAGCUGGAGAGCAUGCGCCUAGUAGCAGAGGAAAAGGCGGUGGAAGGUAGCAAUGUAAUAACACUACUACGACCACCAUACAGCUCCUUUUUUAUCGUUAAAAAUCAUUUAUUCAUUCACUGACUGUCAUCUGUUUGUCGUUUGACUUUUUGUUGUUCGCUAAUCAAAGACAUUAAUUGUUUAAUAUUUGUUAUUAUUGUAAAGAUUUAAGUUAAAUAUCAAAUAAGCCAGACAAGUCACAUCAUGGAGACAUAAAUGCGUAUGUACAUACAUAUGUUUGCAUGAAACAGCAAGCAUGAAAAAAGGCAAAUAUGAAAAAGGCUACCAGCGAAAAACGUAGAAUACGUGUACAAUUAUUUAAAGGAAUACAAAUAAAUUUAAAUUAUACGAAAAAACCCCAAAUAAAAAUUUAUUUAAAAACGAAAUGCGUGGUUUGUUAAAAUGUGUGUAUAAUUAAUUCAUGUUACAACCCUGCAAAAUUGUUUUUAAAAUUAAUUACUUUAAUUUGAAUAAUUAUUUAAAAGCUGUAAUUAUGCAACAGACAAUUGUAAAUUUCAGAUUAUAAAAUAUAGACAUUUGUGGCACUAACAGAGCACACAAAAGCAUUCUUCCAUCAAUUAGUAAACCUCCCCCACCCCAUCACAAGUAAGAUAUGUAUGUGUGAAAAUUUUACCCCACUAUUAUGAAUUCCCAUACGAUAGACAAUGAACACUUGCAAGCGGGUCAUAUGAAAUGAGUUUUCGUAUUAUCGUUUCCAUACGCCCGUCAAAUGCUCUAUCCUCUUCUAGAGAAACUACCUGUGAAGUUAUGUGUAUACAAAAAUUAAACGAUUAACUAAACGAUCUUAAUCAAAACGAAUGAACUGAAAACGAGCUUGCACCCAGCGACGUGCUUACAAUUCAAUUAAUUUAAAACAUCAUACAAAAGAUUUAUUUUAUUACGAACAAUAGAGAGGAACUCUGGCUGAUCAAGCGUUAUGCACUUCCACUAAGCACUUCACACGCGGAUGAUGCUCGCACUGCUACGGAAAGUGGGUCAGUGCUAUUAAAAAAAAAAAAAAAACUAUUUAAAACAAUUUAACAGCUAUUUCAUGUACAUAAAGUAAUCUUCGCCAAAGAACAUUCAUUUGCAGCUUCAGUAAAGCAACGUUUAAUUUGUUAACUUAGUGGGGGACACAAUCGAAUGAAACUGAGUUUUUUUAGACUAUGUUAAGUGGCGUAGUUUCUCGAAUAAACAAUUUACACAAUGAGAA